Hemibagrus wyckioides is the source of this 7060-nucleotide messenger RNA. RefSeq names its product contactin-associated protein-like 2. Bases 248 to 4285 code for a protein of 1345 amino acids. The transcript is spliced from 24 exons. Lineage: Eukaryota; Metazoa; Chordata; Actinopteri; Siluriformes; Bagridae. The record is from RefSeq and is a predicted model, not a curated record.
GGAAGUUUUGGAGCCGGACAGAAAGCUAACACACGCGGUUAUGGCUUGAGUUCUCGCGUUAAACUCUCGCGUUAAGUUCUGACGUUAAAAAAAGAAAUAACGAGACGAAGAGGGGGAGCGCGAGCCGGCGAGCAAUUCUGCAGCUUUUUCUUCUUCUUUUACGUGGCGCAAAAUUUCCGAGUGGAAACUCCGCUCUGUAGUCCGGAUAGAAACAUCAGCACCAGCAGUUUCAGUAGUUAGCGUGUGUAUGUGUGUGCGUGUAAGAGAGAUAGAGAGAAAGAGAGAGCGCGCGAGCGCGCGCAGGACUGUAGGAGUGUGUUGGAUGAUGGAGAGGAAGAUCGGGAUGAUGCGCUCGGGAUGCAUCCGGCUUCUCUGGAUCUUCAGCAUCAGCAUCAGCGCUCGCGCUGCUUCUCCAUCCACCCAGAAAUGUGAUGAAGCGCUGGCCACGCCCCUUUCCCAUAGUGCCUUCAGCAGCUCGUCGGUGUUCACCACCGGAUACACUCCUGAAUAUGCCAAACUGAACAGGAGAGGAGGUGCUGGAGGCUGGUCUCCUCUCGACACUGAUCAUUACCCAUGGCUGCAGGUGGACCUGGGAAGCAGGAAGCAGGUGACUUCGGUCGCCACUCAGGGUCGAUACAGCAGUUCGGACUGGACCACACGCUACCGACUGCUCUACAGCGACACGGGCAGGAACUGGAAACCCUACCAUCAGGAUGGAAACAUCUGGGCAUUUACAGGAAACUCCAAUACGGAGAGUGUGGUCCGUUACGACCUUCAGCAUGUUAUCGUGGCUCAAUUUCUACGCUUCAUCCCUCUGGAAUGGAGUGAAGAAGGUCGGAUAGGCCUGAGGAUAGAGAUCUAUGGCUGCAUGUACUGGGCCGAUGUGAUUAACUUUGAUGGCCAGGGAGUGAUCUCCUACCGUUUUAAGAUGAAGAAGAUGAAGAUCCUGAAGGACGUGAUAGCGCUAAAGUUUAAGACGGCUGAGAGUGAUGGAGUGAUCCUGCAUGGCGAAGGUCAGCAGGGUGAUUACAUCACGCUGGAGCUGAGGAGAGGAAGACUGGUGCUCCAGAUAAACCUGGGCAGCAACCAGUACGGCUCCAUCCUGGGCCACACGUCUGUGAGCAGCGGCAGCCUGCUGGAUGAUCAUCACUGGCACUCGGUGGUGAUCGAGCGCCACAGGAGAAACGUUAACUUCACCCUGGAUCUUCACACGCAGCACUUUCGCACCAACGGAGAGUUUGAUCACCUCGACCUCGAUUAUGAGCUGAGUUUUGGAGGGAUGCCGUACUCAGGAAAACUCAUCUCAGGAGGCAGGAGAAAUUUCAAAGGCUGCAUGGAGAGCAUCAACUAUAACGGUGAAAAUAUCACAGACCUGGCUAGAAGGAAAAAAGUGGACACAUCCAGCUUCCGCAAUUUGACAUUCUCCUGUGUGGAAUCUCACACCUUCCCGAUUUCCUUCAACGCCACGAGUUUCCUGCAGCUGCCUGGUAGAAGGGAGACUAACAUGGUGUCUGUGAGCUUCCAGUUCCGCACGUGGAACUCUAACGGCCUGCUGGUGUUCAGCUCGCUGGCUGACGGCAUGCUGGAGCUCACUCUGAAAGACGGAAAAGUCACUGCACACAUCAGCAUCCAGCAGCAGAAGAACCUGGGUGUAGACAUGACCUCAGGGUCAGGGCUGAAUGAUGGAGAAUGGCAUGAUGUUCGCUUCAUGGCCAAAGACAACUUCGCCAUGCUGACAAUCGACGGAGAUGAAGCCUCCGCUGUGAAGACCAACACACCCAUUCAGAUCACCACUGGAGGAACGUACCACUUUGGAGGUUAUUUCCUGCAGACCCAGGCGUCUCCGUCGCAGCGCUCGUUUCAGGGCUGCAUGCAGCUUAUCCACGUGGACGAUCAGCUAGCCGACCUUGCAGCUAUGGAGCAGGGCAUGCUGGGAGCGUUUGAGAAUGUCAGCUUGGACACGUGUGCCAUCAUGGACAGAUGCUUGCCUAAUCACUGUGAGCAUGGAGGAAGGUGCUCUCAGACCUGGGACAGUUUCAGCUGCUCGUGUGACGGCACCGGAUACACCGGAGCCACCUGUCACACGUCUGUCUACGAGCAGUCGUGUGAGGCUUAUAAGCACAUGGGGAAAUCUUCAGAAGUCUACUGGAUCGAUCCUGACGGCAGCGGACCUCUAGGGCCCUUCAGAGUCAUUUGCAAAAUGACAGAGGAUAAGGUAUGGACAACGGUGUUGAACAACCUGCCUGCUCAGACGGCCGUGUCGGGUUCGAGCAGGGACAGACGCACUGUGCUGCAGCUGAACUACAGCGCCACCAUGGAGCAGAUCAACGCCAUUACAGAUGUCGCUGAGCACUGUGAGCAGCACGUCACCUACACCUGUCGCUCAUCACGCCUACUCAACACUCCAGAUGGGACUCCAUACACAUGGUGGGUUGGCAGAGGGAAUGAGAAACACUUCUACUGGGGCGGCUCAGCGCCAGGGGUUCAGAAAUGUUCCUGUGGCAUCGAGCACAACUGCAUCGACCCCAAACACCACUGCAACUGCGACGCAGAUCAGAAACAGUGGAGAGAGGAUUCAGGGCUUCUGGUAUAUAAGGAUCAUUUACCCGUGAGCGAGGUAGCUGUAGGCGACACAAAUAGACCCGGAUCAGAGGCCAAGCUCACGGUGGGACCUCUGCACUGUCACGGAGACCGUAGUUACUGGAACGCUGCUUCCUUCAACACGCCGUCCUCCUACCUUCACUUCUCCACCUUCCGAGCUGAAACCAGCGCUGAUAUUUCCUUUUACUUCAAGACCUCUGCGCCUCACGGGGUUUUCCUGGAGAAUCUGGGCAGUACCGAUUUUAUCCGACUGGAACUGAAAUCACCCAAUGUUGUUACCUUUUCCUUCGACGUCGGGAACGGGCCCGUGGAGCUGAAAGUUCACUCUCCCACGCCUCUAAACGACGACCAGUGGCAUCGAGUCAGCGCCGAGAGAAAUGUCAAAGAGGCCGUGCUUCAGCUGGAUCAGCAAUACAGACAGGUUCGAGCUGCACCUGCACAGGGACACACACGCCUGGAGCUCUACAGUCAGCUGUAUGUGGGCGCAGCAGGAGGACAGAGAGGCUUCCUCGGAUGCAUCCGCUCCCUGAAGAUGAACGGCGUGACCCUCGACCUGGAAGAAAGAGCAAAGGUCACUCCUGGAGUGAAACCCGGAUGUUCGGGUCACUGCACCAGUUUCGGGAUGUACUGCCGCAACGGAGGGAAGUGUGUAGAGAAGUACAACGGCUACUCGUGUGACUGCAGCGACACGGCUUACGACGGACCCUUCUGCACUAAAGACGUGGGAGCUUUCUUCGAGUCAGGGACGCUGGUUCGUUAUAACCUGGUCCCGGAAAUGAGUUCCUCGGUGUCCGGCAUGGACGGAAAAGAUUCGAGCCAUUCUCUGUCCACAGACUUAAACCUGACCCGAGAGGAUGUAAGCUUCAGCUUCAGCACAUCCAGCACUCCCAGCAUCCUUCUCUACAUCAGCUCAAGGAGCCAAGACUACAUGGCUGUGGUGCUGCAACGUAACGGUUCACUCCAGCUGCGUUAUAACCUCGGUGGCCUUCUCGAGCCCUUCGCUGUCGAUCUGGAUCAGCGCAAUUUGGCCAACGGACAGCCGCACAGUGUCAAUAUCACGAGAACAGAAAGAGAAAUCCACGUCCAGCUGGACCACUACCCUUUGGUCAGCUACACCCUACCUGAAGCCUCAGACAUUCAGUUAAACCUGGUCAAAUCCCUCUUCCUAGGAAAAGUCUACGAAACCGGUCCUAUCGACCCAGUGCUGAUAGAGAAGUAUAACACUCCUGGCUUCGUAGGCUGUUUCUCUAGAGUGCAGUUUAACAGAAUCGCUCCUCUGAAGGCGGCUCUUCGUUCGCGGCCCGCUGUUUCCGUCUCGCACCAGGGCAAACUGGUCGAGUCCAACUGUGGAGCGUCUCCCCUUACUGUCUCACCGAUGUCCACUAACACUGACCCCUGGCACCUGAAUGCAGGUGCUGAUUUCCCAUUCAAUGAGGAGAGAGUCGUGCCAGAUGGGGUGAACAGGAAUUCAGCGGUAAUUGGAGGCAUCAUUGCUGUGGUGAUCUUCACCAUCCUGUGCACUCUGGUGUUCCUGAUUCGCUACAUGUUCCGCCACAAGGGAACGUACCACACCAACGAAUCCAAAGGAGAAGAGCGAUUCGAAUCGGCUGAUACGGCCAUCAUCAGCGCGGAACCCAAUUUCACAGAGACCAUCGAAGAAAACAAGAAGGAAUGGUUCAUCUAAAGCAUCUCUGACGAAGAAUGUACAAACUGUUUGAGACUCUCACGAGGAUCGGGAACAAGUGAAACCCCUUUCCUUUGCGACACUUUUUAUUUCUUCUCCUUUCUUGCUCCCUUCCUUUCUCUGUGUGUUUCUUUGUUCCUCUUUCUCCGUCUAUCCUCCGUCUGCCAGUGGAUCAUCAAGGCAGAUUCAGUGAGUGCUUUUUGAUGGUCUCUUCGUUUCUGGCUGCUUGUGAAGCUGUGUGGUCGUAAAGGACGGAUGUGACUAAGAAUGGGGACUACAGUGACUUGGUGGACUCAGGCCUGGCUUUCUGUAGCUCCUGUGCUCAAGAGGAGAAUAUGAAGACCAAGUCAAGUAGGGAUGAUGCUCUGAACGCAUCUCCUCUGAGCAGGAAGUGCAGAUCUCUAAAGCCCAUUCUUUGGACAUUCAGUAGUUCUACUGACAGGGAGGCCAUAUCCAAGACUUCACACUAAUCGCCGGUGCCUGAGUCCUUUGAUUUGGAACCUUUUAGGUCUCACUAAUCUAUGGGACAAUCUAGAAAGAUAGAGAGUUUAAAGAAAUCCACGUGUUUAGAUAUAUUGGCAAGAUGAACUUCACAGUGACAUCAUGAUGCUGUAACCCUGACUGGUCAGAGUGUUUUGUCCCAGCACUCACCCCAGAGUGCUGUUUCAUAAAAAAAUGCUGUGCAUUUGUUAAACACAAUAUCUUUACAAUAUGGUUCUUUUGUGUUCUUUUGUAAUUAGCAUGUACAAGGCUAUAAUGGUACAGGUAUGCAAUGGUAUGAUGAUGUACUCUAUGUCUAUAAUUAUUGUAUUGGUCCAGACUGUAAUUUGUAGACAAUUCUUGCUGUUCGUUUCAAUAAACCCACAAUUACAAUGGCUUACUUGGAUCUUAGACCUGUUUAGCAGCACCUGCUGAACAAAAUCCAGAGAAAGCAAGAAGUUCAGUCAAACCACAAUCGAAUCCUACAUUCAGAUCGACUUAUGAACCAGAAUCAAGUCUUUGUAAAUAUGGUGAACACUCUCAGAAGAAAAGGGGGGCUAAACUGUCAGUAUGUCAGCUGUUCAACAAAUUCAACAUUCUGUUGAAAUACUAAUUACCUGGUUUGAGUGACCAAUGACUUUAAAAGAUGAUAUCUGACAGAUUCUGUUCAUUUGCUUGCUUUCCAUUGGGUUGGUGUUUUGCAAUAGUGGGGCAGCAUAUUGUCUGACCCUUUUAAUUUAGUUAUUAUUACACCUUGUGGUCAAAAAUGGGAACUGCAACAAGCUCUAAAAGUAGCCCACUGGGGCAGGAAUCACAGUGCCCCAAGCUCAUGUUAUAAACACUUUCCAAUAUCAGGAGCAGCAUUGGCAAAGUUGCCAGAUUUGUCUAGUCUAAAACACCUGAUGGAUGAUCUUGUUUUAAAAACUCCAUAAACAAAGCCAGAUUGUAAGUGUAGGCAGUGUGUAUAUAUGGGUAUAUGGGUAUAUAGCCUUCAUUGCAAAGAUUGGGUAAUGAAGGGAGAUCAGAAAAUGUGUGUGCACCAUAUCACACACUAAGGUUAUAAAAGAUGUGUCUCUCUUUUCAAUUGCCUGAUUAUUUCGGCUGUAAUAUCCAAUGCAGUUGAACAAAAGGUUUGUUCUAAACGGCUUGAAAUAAUCUGCUAGACUGUAUAUGUUGUAGACUCUCAAAUGCCUUUUUUACGGGGUUAUUUUAAAUAGUCCCUUGAUGGCAUUGUAGCAUGACACAUAGUAGAUAGAAUAUGUCAAAUGGGAUAGCCUUUAGACUUUUUAGAAUUUUGUUGUCCUAUAGGGUCAAAAUCUGGGGCUGCUGCUGUAAACAAUGUGGUAGACUGGUAGCAUGCACCUUUUCUACCUUUAGUAUUGAACAUUAAAAUUCCUGCCAGAACUUUAAAAGAUUAUGUUGUUACAAUGGUAUCUGUCAAGCAAAUGGUGGGAUAUAUUAGUCAGUUCCCAAAGGUGGUGAGUUGGAAGCAUGCGUAAAGAUCAGGACGAUUUUAACAAGGGGUAAAUUGUGAUGACUAGACAACUGGGUCAACGCAUCUCCAAAACAGCAGAUCUUGUGGGGUGUUCCAGGUAUACAGUGGGUAGUACUUACUAAAAGUGGUUCAAGGAAGGACAACCCAUGGACCAUUGACAGGAGUCAUGGCUGCCCAGGGCUCACUGAUGAGCACAGGGAGUGAAGGCUAGACCGCCUGGUCCAAAUACACAAAAUAUCUACUAUAGCACAAAUUGCUGGCUAUGAUAGAAAGGUGUCAGAACACACACACAGAUCUGUUGCUAACGUCUUGGUGUCUUGUGGAGUCCUUGCCUCAAUGGGUCAGAGCUGUUUCAGAGACACAAGGUUAACCAACAACCAUAUUAGGCAAGUGGUUUUAAUAUUAUGAUGGGUACGAAAGGUGCAUGUGGUGUACUUUUAAAACUGAACAAAGGUCAUUAAAUCUUAAAGGUGCACUACAUUCACAAUACAAUGUGACAGACACAAAAUGUACAAACGCGUACAAUUAGUGUCCCCUGACCGCUGUCAAGGUUAAUUAAGCACCCUUUUUUUCUGAGAGUGCAUGACAAUGUGGGGCAGUGUGCUUUUUUGUUUGUUGUAUAAAAUUGUUAUUUAUUUAUUUUAUUUUUUUUUAUUUUUUUAUUUUAUUUCCUGGGAGUUUCUGAUUUUGUUAGUAAUGGUGGCAUUAUUAGCCAUGCUCACUGAAAUAAAAUAAUUAAAAAAAAAAGCUCUAUAGAUAUUAAUAUACAUUUUUUUGUGUUUAGAUUGAAUACACAGUAA